Molecule: messenger RNA, 2250 nt
Organism: Cololabis saira (Pacific saury)
Lineage: Eukaryota; Metazoa; Chordata; Actinopteri; Beloniformes; Belonidae
Product: EF-hand domain-containing family member C2-like
Exons: 15
Biological process (GO): regulation of neuron projection development
Cellular component (GO): microtubule
Molecular function (GO): calcium ion binding
Source: RefSeq, a predicted model, not a curated record
AUGGCUUUACCGUUUCUGCCAGGGAGCUCUCGCAAUACUCAUCUUGGACAGGAGAAAUUUCACAAAUCCCAGCAUUUCGGCUAUUCCAAUGAAAUUCCAAUGUUCGUGGGAUCAGAGAAGCCGGGUAUUGGAGGCGAGCGUUUGGAGGGCCAGAACAUUAAACCAAAACAUUCUGUUUAUCCCAAAGAACAGGGCCGUGAUCUGCCACCAUGGAUAGCCUUUGAUAAGCAGGUUCUGUGUUUUGAAGCUUACUUUGAGGAGACUGUGCCUUUUGCACAAAAUGAGAAAUACCGGAUCAGAAAGUGUAAGAUCUACUUCUACCUGGAAGAUGACACCAUCCAAGUGGUGGAGACACAAUACAAGAACAGUGGCCUCCCUAAAGGAACCUUGAUUUGUCGCCACCGUGUCCCUCUCCCUCACCCAAAGGAUGACCAGUUCUACAACGUUUACGAUUUCAACCUCAACCAACAGAUGGUGCUGUACUCUCGCACGUUCACUCUGACCAACUGUGACGCCUUCACAAGGAACUUUCUGACAAAACUGGGGGUGCAGCUGAAUGAACCCACUAAUGUGCCCGAUGACCCUUACAGCAACCUCCGGAAGCAGUGGGAUGAGAGUAUGAAACCCCUUCGUCCCUAUCAGAGACUUGACACGCUGAAGCAGUUCCUGGACCACGACCGUGAACUGCUGCGCUUCUACUGCUACUGGGAUGAUUCAGAGAGCGCGUGUGGAUCCCUGCGGGAGCUCAUACUUCUCUACUUCCUUGCCGAUGACACUAUAGAGAUAUUGGAAGUGCUCCCACCAAACCCUGGAAGAGAUGCUAGCAGCAAAUUCUUGCAUCGCAGCAAAUUACCCAAGCAUGGUCUGGCCCGGAUGAAGCAGCCAGGACAGGUCACGGAUCGCACAGUGCUCAACGUGCUGGCCGAUAACCUGGGAAAACGCUUCAUGCUGGACCACCGCAAUACGGGAACUAUUAGUGAGGAGUUUUAUAAGGACUCUGACCUGGCUGUGGGUGGUGAGGUAAACGUGUGGGGCAGGAGAGUGGUCCUCGCUGACUGCGAUGACUUCACCAAACAACACUACCGCUCCAAAUAUGGCAUAGAGGACUUCACUCCAGUGCAGUACAAAGUUCCCCCAGCCCCCGAGCUGCCGAAGCUUGUGCCCCCCUUCAAUGGCUUUGGCUCAGAGGAGGACUCGUUGCAGUGCUGUCUGAAAUUGUGGCCCAAACCCCCCAGGAAAGAUUUCUCUAAGUUUAUGGAGAACGACGGGUAGGCCUAUGACAGUAAUGUGCUCACGUUCCGUGCCAAGAUGACCACUGAUACAUUUGAUGCAGAGAGGGUGUUUUUCAUCUCCUUCUUCCUCGGUGAUGACACUAUGAGUGUGGUUGAGCCCCCUCAGAAAAACUCAGGUAUGCUGGGUGGAAGGUUUCUUGAGCGUCGCCGCAUGAAGAAGCCUGGCCAGGAGCUGUUUAAGAGCGAGCCGUCUGAGUACUUCACAGCUCAGGAUCUGUAUGUUGGAGCAAGCAUUUACCUCUGUGGUAAAGACUUCCAGCUUCUGGACGCAGAUGAAUAUACACUCAACUACAUGGAGCAGCAUGCAGAGGAGUUCCCCAAAGCCAACAUAGGUAACAUCCUCAGCAAACUGCGCUCCAUUCCGGAGGGAAAACAGGCUGAAGUGAGGAAGUUUCUGGCUCUCGAUGACCCCGGCAACACUGGCCUCAUCCCCUAUCAGUCAUUCAGGAGCUUCCUGAUGGGCCUUGACUGCGGUCUGACGGAGCAUGAAGUUCUGGUUGUGGGCCGAUGUUUCUCAGAGCGCAAACAGCCGGAGGAGGACGUGGGAUUGAUGCUUGCUGUGGCCCAGGACUUCCUCAAGAGGAAAGGCUUUCAGGAGCUCCAUGAACUGGCCAAAGCAUUUAGGCAGCGUGACCGGCAAAAAACUGGCCGUCUCUCCACCAAGGAGAUGAGGAAAAUCUGUAAAGCCUUCAAGCUUCCCCUGCCUGAAAAGCUGCUUGAAGAUCUGCUCAGCAAGUUUGCUGAUGAAGACCAGAUUGACUAUAAUGCCUUCCAUGCUGGUAUUAACUGGGUAGAUCACUGCGCUCCACAAAUAAUGCCAGAGGACAUCUUAAGGUUUGUGGUGAACACAAGGCCUCAUGUUGACAGAACUGCGCUGGAAACGGUCAAUUACUCCACCCUUCUGCAGGAUGUGUUCAGCUCUACCUCCAGCAACAGUGACCCAACAACCUCCUCUUGA